Molecule: messenger RNA, 952 nt
Organism: Quercus lobata
Lineage: Eukaryota; Viridiplantae; Streptophyta; Magnoliopsida; Fagales; Fagaceae
Exons: 1
Coding region: 90-890 (266 amino acids)
Source: RefSeq, a predicted model, not a curated record
CCGCUAUAAUCUCUAGACAUUCAAAUCAAAAUUAGCCUCUCUCUCUCUUCUCCCAUUCAAAAACCACACGAAGCACAAGCCAUGAUCAAAUGAGCAAAAAAGGAGAAAGGGACCCCACCAUGAAAGGCUAUCAUAUAGAAAAGAAAAGAGAAAAAGAUAAACUGCAGCACCAGUUCAUGGUUUUACAAGAAGAUUGGCAUUCCUACAAUCAGUCUCACCCAAGAACCCAACGAAGAUAUUCAACAAACUCUAACCACAUGGCUAAAUCUCUUCAAAGGCUAGACAGCUCUCCAAGAAGCCUCAUGUCUUCACUUCAAAAAAGACUGUCUCCUCCAGAAGGAGCAUGGAAAGUGAGGACCAAUGAUUUGGCAAUGGAAGAGAUACGUAGAGAAAGAAAAGCAGUCAUUGAGAGUGGAAGGUUGAAAGGGCGGCGGCUUUUUGAGGCGGAUGAGAGUGAAACUGAGAUGGGUUUUGGAUGGAAAGAGAAGAUAUGUAAUGGUUUGGCUCAAGAGAGUGAAGUGAGAUCAGUGUCCUUUUGUGAUUCUGAUGAUGAUCAUCAUGAAAAUGAAACUGGUGGGAUGAUCAGCAAUGUAUUGCCUGUUUGUUUUCAGUGCUGUUGUUCUUCAUCUUCGUCGUUGUCUUCAUUGUCUUCUUUUUCUCUGCGUGAUGAAUAUGUGAAAGGAGAGGUAGUAGUGGAGGACGAAAAGAAAGUGGUGGCAAGUGUGGAGAUGAGAAGAGAUUCUUAUGGUGGAAGUGGUAAUGGGAGAAGGUGGAUGGUUGUGAUGGGUUGGCUUGCUAUUGCUUCAAUUGUGUAUGCAAUUUGCAUUGUUCCAAUGAGGAGCUUUGGUGGAUAUAGAGAUGAACAUGAGAUGAUCCUAGUUCCAACAUGAAAUGUCUCUCUCCCUCUCUCAUUUUGAUAUUUUAUGAUUUGAACCAGUUUGGGUGCUAGUAA